CAAUGAGGUGCUUUGCGCCGCUGUCGUCCCUGCAGCGGCGGCCCCCGGCCAAAGGAGCGGGGAGGCAGCAGAGGAAGAGGCACCAGAGAACGACGGGAGUGAUGUAAAGGAGGAGGAGGAGGGUGAAGUUUACAUCUGGUACUUUAUUCGGGCACGAGGAGCUCCGCGUUCUGCGCUGGGGGAGCUAUGCGACGUGGAGCGGGUCCCUGCGAAGGUGUGUUCCACAUUUUCCGACUUUGUGAAGCACAUUAUGGCGCGGCGAGAGUAUCUGGAAGGGCGUUACUUGAAGGAGAAAGCCACCGCCGGGGUUGAGGUGGCGGGGGCGGCGCUGGACCCGCCCAGAGUGCAGACCGUGGACGGUGGUGACGGUGGUGACGGCGGCGGCGGCGGCGCCACUAGGCUCCUGUACCAGCUACGGAGGGGCGGCGAGAGCCGUUGCUUCACCGGCGCCGCUGCGGAGACUGAAUUGAGGGACGCUGGCGUACUGAACCCCGCUGGUUGUUUCCUUGGUGAGUUCCGGCUGUUGUUGGAGUUUGAUAGCUCCGUGCAUGCCCUGAGUGAGAGGCUUUCCAGCACGACGGUCCUCUCCGCGGUCGGGGGAGGGAACGACUCCAGUUGUGACGCGUCGGCUGACCUCGCCGAGAUGGGCAACGCGGUCACGUUGAAGGAGUGCCUGGAAGCGACGUACGCUCCUGACAGGCUGGAGGGGGAGAACGCCAUCGAAUGCGACAAGUGCAAGGCGCGCCGGGCCAGCAAUAUGAAACGGAGACUAUUUUUGCUGCCACCGUGCCUUCUCAUCUCGCUCAAGCGCUUCAGAGUGCACAUGGAGGAGACGUCGAAGAACAACACGUGUGUAAUGUUCCCGAAGGAGCUGGACAUGGCGCCCUUCCUCGACCCAGAGUCGCCCGUGCAAAACGCAACGUACUCACUGCGCGGCGUCGUGACCCACAGAGGGAGCAUCAACUACGGUCACUACAGCGCCUGCGUGAUGAGCGACAGCUGCGGCGAGUGGGUCCGGUACGACGAUCAGUGCACCAGCAAGGUGCAGGGCCCCCCCGACAGGGAUGCGUUUAUCCUCUGCUACGAGCGUGCCGAGUUCGAGGCCGACAAGGCGGGGCAUGCUGUCGGCAGGGCAAGUGGGCUCUAG
Messenger RNA from Trypanosoma conorhini, 1147 nucleotides. RefSeq names its product ubiquitin hydrolase. The annotation marks the transcript as partial. The transcript has a single exon. The record is from RefSeq and is a predicted model, not a curated record. Lineage: Eukaryota; Euglenozoa; Kinetoplastea; Trypanosomatida; Trypanosomatidae. Gene Ontology annotation, biological process: protein deubiquitination. Gene Ontology annotation, molecular function: cysteine-type deubiquitinase activity.